This is a messenger RNA of Galendromus occidentalis (western predatory mite), 591 nucleotides long. Its product is annotated as eukaryotic translation initiation factor 5A. The transcript has 3 exons. Gene Ontology annotation, biological process: positive regulation of translational termination; positive regulation of translational elongation. Lineage: Eukaryota; Metazoa; Arthropoda; Arachnida; Mesostigmata; Phytoseiidae. The record is from RefSeq and is a predicted model, not a curated record. Bases 74 to 502 code for a protein of 142 amino acids. Gene Ontology annotation, molecular function: RNA binding; translation elongation factor activity; ribosome binding.
GGAAGUUUCGCACUUGGCUAGAACCAGAUUCGCAUAAGCCACCUCUCGCUCGUCGUUGAAUAUCUCUUCGAAGAUGGCUGAUGAAGAAAGCUACUGUGAAAUCACGGUUUGUUCCUCCCUCUGCAAAGACGGGUUCGUCAAUCUCCAUGGUCGUCCAUGCAAGAUCAUUGAGCUGACUCAAUCGGAUUCCGGCGAUGUCCAUAUAAUCGGUGCCGAUAUCUUCAACUCCGAGAGGUGUGAGCAAGUUAUUCCUUCAACGAACACCGUCCAGGUGCCGAACAUCAAAAGGAGGGACUACAAGCUCGUGGACAUCGGUAGAGAUGGGUUCGUCUGCAUGAUGAACGAAGAGGGUACAGUCAUUGAUGAUAUCCGUCUGCCUUCCGACGAGGACUUGGCCAACAGGCUACGCGAGGACCUCAAGAAGGACACGCCUACUCUGACCAUAACGACCGUGGCAGCCAACGGGAAAGAGAUGAUCGUCUCGUGUAGAGAGGGUGCCUGAGAAUCCCCGAGAGGGGACAACGAGAGGGGAUGUACACCUGACGAAAAAUCGGACUUUAUUGGAAGAAUCCCAUUCGGAAACAAUAAACG